UGGCGCACGUCAGCGGCGGCGCGCGCCUGGCUGGGCCCUGCGGAGCGGGAGGGAAGGAGCGAAGGAGCAAGCGGAGCGGCCGUCGCCCAAGCCGAGCCGCGCUGCCAACCCUCCCGCUCGCCCGCCCGCACUCCUGUCCGCCGUGUCUAGCAGCGGGGCCCAGCAUGGUCAUGGCGGAUGGCCCGAGGCACUUGCAGCGCGGGCCGGUCCGGGUGGGGUUCUACGACAUCGAGGGCACGCUGGGCAAGGGCAACUUCGCCGUGGUGAAGCUGGGGCGGCACCGGAUCACCAAGACGGAGGUGGCAAUAAAAAUAAUCGAUAAGUCUCAGCUGGAUGCAGUGAACCUUGAGAAAAUCUACCGAGAAGUACAAAUAAUGAAAAUGUUAGACCACCCUCACAUCAUCAAACUUUAUCAGGUAAUGGAGACCAAAAGUAUGUUGUACCUUGUGACAGAAUAUGCCAAAAAUGGAGAAAUUUUUGACUAUCUUGCUAAUCAUGGCCGGUUAAAUGAGUCUGAAGCCAGGCGAAAAUUCUGGCAAAUCCUGUCUGCUGUUGAUUAUUGUCAUGGUCGGAAGAUUGUGCACCGUGACCUCAAAGCUGAAAAUCUCCUGCUGGAUAACAACAUGAAUAUCAAAAUAGCAGAUUUCGGUUUUGGAAAUUUCUUUAAAAGUGGUGAACUGCUGGCAACAUGGUGUGGCAGCCCCCCUUAUGCAGCCCCAGAAGUCUUUGAAGGGCAGCAGUAUGAAGGACCACAGCUGGACAUCUGGAGUAUGGGAGUUGUUCUUUACGUCCUUGUCUGUGGAGCUCUGCCCUUUGAUGGACCGACUCUUCCAAUUUUGAGGCAGAGGGUUCUGGAAGGAAGAUUCCGGAUUCCGUAUUUCAUGUCAGAAGAUUGCGAGCACCUUAUCCGAAGGAUGUUGGUCCUAGACCCAUCCAAACGGCUAACCAUAGCCCAAAUCAAGGAGCAUAAAUGGAUGCUCAUAGAAGUUCCUGUCCAGAGACCUAUUCUCUAUCCACAAGAGCAAGAAAACGAGCCAUCCAUCGGGGAGUUUAAUGAGCAGGUUCUGCGACUGAUGCACAGCCUUGGAAUAGAUCAGCAGAAAACCAUUGAGUCUUUGCAGAACAAGAGCUAUAACCACUUUGCUGCCAUUUAUUUCUUGUUGGUGGAGCGCCUGAAAUCACAUAGGAGCAGUUUCCCAGUGGAGCAGAGACUUGAUGGCCGCCAGCGUCGGCCUAGCACCAUUGCUGAGCAAACAGUUGCCAAGGCACAGACUGUGGGGCUCCCAAUGACCAUGCAUUCACCAAACAUGAGGCUGCUGCGAUCUGCCCUCCUCCCCCAGGCAUCCAACGUGGAGGCCUUUUCAUUUCCAGCAUCUGGCUGUCAGGCGGAAGCUGCAUUCAUGGAAGAAGAGUGUGUGGACACUCCAAAGGUCAAUGGCUGUCUGCUUGACCCUGUGCCUCCUGUCCUGGUGCGGAAGGGAUGCCAGUCACUGCCCAGCAACAUGAUGGAGACCUCCAUUGACGAAGGGCUGGAGACAGAAGGAGAGGCCGAGGAAGACCCCGCUCAUGCCUUUGAGGCAUUUCAGUCCACACGCAGCGGGCAGAGACGGCACACUCUGUCAGAAGUGACCAAUCAACUGGUCGUGAUGCCUGGGGCAGGGAAAAUUUUCUCCAUGAAUGACAGCCCCUCCCUUGACAGUGUGGACUCUGAGUAUGAUAUGGGGUCUGUUCAGAGGGACCUGAACUUUCUGGAAGACAACCCUUCCCUUAAGGACAUCAUGUUAGCCAAUCAGCCCUCACCCCGCAUGACAUCUCCCUUCAUAAGCCUGAGACCCACCAACCCAGCCAUGCAGGCUCUGAGCUCCCAGAAACGAGAGGUCCACAACAGGUCUCCAGUGAGCUUCAGAGAGGGCCGCAGAGCAUCAGAUACCUCCCUCACCCAGGGAAUUGUAGCAUUUAGACAACAUCUUCAGAAUCUGGCUAGAACCAAAGGAAUUCUAGAGUUGAACAAAGUGCAGUUGCUGUAUGAACAAAUAGGACCAGAGGCGGACCCUAACCUGGCACCAGCGGCUCCUCAGCUCCAGGACCUUGCUAGCAGCUGCCCUCAGGAGGAGGUUUCUCAGCAGCAGGAAAGCGUCUCCACUCUCCCUGCCAGCGUGCAUCCCCAGCUGUCCCCACGGCAGAGCCUGGAGACCCAGUACCUGCAGCACAGACUCCAGAAACCCAGCCUUCUGUCAAAGGCCCAGAACACCUGUCAGCUUUAUUGCAAAGAACCACCGCGGAGCCUUGAGCAGCAGCUGCAGGAACAUAGGCUCCAGCAGAAGCGACUCUUUCUUCAGAAGCAGUCUCAACUGCAGGCCUAUUUUAAUCAGAUGCAGAUAGCAGAGAGCUCCUACCCACAGCCAAGUCAGCAGCUGCCCCUUCCCCGCCAGGAGACUCCACCGCCUUCUCAGCAGGCCCCACCGUUCAGCCUGACCCAGCCCCUGAGCCCCGUCCUGGAGCCUUCCUCCGAGCAGAUGCAAUACAGCCCUUUCCUCAGCCAGUACCAAGAGAUGCAGCUUCAGCCCCUGCCCUCCACUUCCAGUCCCCGGGCUGCUCCUCCUCUGCCCACGCAGCUACAGCAGCAGCAGCCACCACCGCCACCACCACCUCCACCACCCCGACAGCCAGGAGCUGCCCCAGCCCCCUUACAGUUCUCCUAUCAGACUUGUGAGCUGCCAAGCGCUGCUUCCCCUGCGCCAGACUAUCCCACUCCCUGUCAGUAUCCUGUGGAUGGAGCCCAGCAGAGCGACCUAACAGGGCCAGACUGUCCCAGAAGCCCAGGACUGCAAGAGGCCCCCUCCAGCUACGACCCACUAGCCCUCUCUGAGCUACCUGGACUCUUUGAUUGUGAAAUGCUAGACGCUGUGGAUCCACAACACAACGGGUAUGUCCUGGUGAAUUAGUCUCAGCACAGGAAUUGAGGUGAGUCAGGUGAAGGAAGAGUGUAUGUUCCUAUUUUUAUUCCAGCCUUUUAAAUUUAAAGCUUAUUUUCUUGCCCUCUCCCUAACGGGGAGAAAUCGAGUCACCCAACUGGAAUCAGAGGGCCUGGUUGGGGUGGAUGUUGCUUCCUCCGGGUUCUGCCCCACCACAAAGUUUUCUGUGGCAAGUGCUGGAACAUAGUUGUAGGCUGAGGCUCCUGCCCUUCGGUCGAGUGGAGCAAGCUCUCCAGGGCGGCACUGACAAAUGUGUUCCUAAGAAGACAUUCAGACCCAGGUCUUAUGCAGGAUUACAUCCGUUUAUUAUCAAGGGCAACCUUGGUGAAAGCAGAAAAGGUGUGUGCUAUUGCAUAUAUGGGGGAAAAAAGGCAAUAUAUUUUUCACUGAAGCUGAGUAACCACAUAUUGCUACAAGGCAAAUCAAGAAGACAUCAGGAAAUCAGAUGCACAGGAAAGAAAGGAAAGCUGUGCUUUGUCAUUGAAUCCUAAGUUCUUAGCUGCUGAUGCAAGUUGUCCCCCAAGGCCAUCACAAAGCAGUGCGGCAUGAGCUCUGUUUCAGGGGCCACUAAAUAACAGCUGGUACUGACCCCAGACACCGCCUUCAUCUCCAUUCGGAAGCAGGUGACACACCCCUUCAGAAGGUGCCCUGGGUUGCCGAGUGUCAGAAUAUACUCAGGACUCCAGAGGUGUCACACGUGGAACUGACAGGAGACCCACCACCGUGGAGGCAGGGGGGCAAGAAACUCAAGAACGCAUCAAAAGCACCAGCCCUGGGCCAGGGAAGACAGGCUCUUCCUGCAGUUUCUCGUGGACACUGCUGGCUUGGGGGCAGCCGGUCUCCAGGGUACCUGUUGUCUCUUUUCCGAUGUAAUAACUACUUUGACCUUACACUAUAUGUUGCUAGUAGUUUAUUGAGCUUUGUAUAUUUGGACAGUUUCAUAUAGGGCUUAGAGAUUUUAAGGACAUGAUAAAUGAACUUUUCCAUCCCAUGUGAAGUGGUAGUGCGGUGCCUUUCCCCCAGAUCAUGCUUUAAUUCUUUCUUUUCUGUAGAAACCAACAGUUUCCAUUUAUGUUAAUGCUAAAUCCAAAGUCACUUCAGAGUUUGUUUUCCACCAUGUGGGAAUCAGCAUUCUUAAUUUCCUUAAAGUUUUGACUUGUAAUGAAAUGUUCAAGUAUUACAGCAAUAUUCAAAGAACCACAGAUGUGUUAACCAUUUAAGCAGAUCAUCUGCCAAACAUUAUAUUACUAAUAAAACUUAACCAACACUUACAAUUCAGUCAUCAAAGUAAGUAAAACUUAGAUGCUACAGCUAGCUAACUGUAUCCCUAGAAAUGAUGAAUAAUUUGCCAUUUGGACAGUUAACAUCCAGGUGUUACGAAGUCAGUGUUAAUUCUAAAGAUGAUCAUUUCUGCCCGUUAGAAUGGCUUGUCCCAUCAGCAGAUGAAUGUGUUAAGCACAAAGCAUCUUCCUUAAAGCACAAAGAGAGGGACUAACUGAUGCUGCACCUAGAAAACACCUUUAAGUUGCCUUUCCUCUUUGUAGUUAGUUAGUGUCCACGCAAGUGACGUGUGGAAAGUCUAGGGGGUUCCAUUCUGGCCAUGCGAGCCCAGCUCCUACCAACGUUGGUAACUUGAGCAGUCCCUGUUGCUGGCCAGAGACUGCCUGGUCGCCAGCACUCACCAUGGGUGCCAGGAUGCUUUGCGGAGGCACAGUGCUCGUAGUUGGACUCGGUGUCAGUGGGAAAGGGCAGUGUGGGGACUGUCAUUUUUGUGAUUUAAUAACACACAGUGAAAAUCCAGGAAGAAUUAAGCUCCUUCUAGGAGUUUAUUCCUGCUCGUGCUUAAGAUUGAUGAUUUCGUGAAAUAAAGAACAUCAUUUCAUUUAAGAGAUCAUUUCAUUAAGAUCUCUAAUCUGUUUUGAGUCUUUGCAAAAUAGCCAGUUAUAAAAUGGGGCUUGAUUUGUUUAGACUGAAGGAAGACGUUUUCCCAAAAUAUACUACAGAAGUGUUACAAUAUUUGUGAUAUUAAAAUGCCUCCAGAUUGAAAAUGGGGGCUGCCCAUUUCAGAACUGCAGGAAUGGUGUAGUUACAGAUCGACAUAAACUGCCCCCCAACAAUGCCAUGAGCUGCUUAGCCCAGGAGACCUGGGAGCUAUGGCAGGACAGUUAGGCCAGCCGAUGAGGAACUGCAGAGAGGCUACUGGAAGGUUAAGGACACAGAGAGAAAUCGAAAGGUGCCCCACAGCAGCCAGGCCUAUCGGGAGCCAUCAGACACGGCAGCGGCGUGGACACCGGCCUGAUGCAGAGCAUGACCCCUCCUGCUGGGACCUGUGUUGUAAGCUCCUAUUUGCUUAUCUUGUUUAUUUCAAGCAGAAAUCAAUAAAUUCCAUAACCCUCUGUAUUGACUGCAAUGUAAGCUGCUGAGGAGACUGGUUCUUUUGGUCAGUCAGGUGUUUGCUCAGCUCUGUCUGAUAACCUGUGCUGCUCUGUCCCUAACUAGUGACCCAUGGAAGCUUCCAAGCAGUUUGCUCUUCAUCAAUACUAACAUAACACUAAGAAGGCUUAGUAUCGCUCUUUUUCUGUGGGGCUACUCUGAAGUACUGACUUGCUUUCCAGCCUGUUUCACAUUAGCAGUGUGUACACUACUGUAUCAUCAUCAGCUUCAUCACCCUGUAAACCAGGCUCCUCUGAAGAGACUGGUGAGAUGAACGUGAGGUAAAAAUUUCAUUCGACAAAAAGUGCAAUACGUGUGGUACUUUAUGUUCUUUUUUUUAAUCUGGGGUAUUAGUCUGUGCUUUGGGAGAAACGCACUAGCUCUGCAAUUUCCAGCUGGGCAAGUGUGUCUCUACUAUCUCCAUGCAACUGAUACACUGGUCCCCGUAAGGCAAACAGCAUGUUAGCCUGACAGGAAGAGGGGGCCCACUUUCACAUUCCCAGUGACACUGACCAUCCCCAGCUGCCCCCUCGCCACCUCUGCCUGCACUGCCCUCUGUCACCGUGGGAACAGGAGGCUGACGGUUCUCUACACCAACCACCUUGAGAAUCCCUGGGUGGGAGAGCAUCAGGGCCCACCAGGGGAGUGGGGAUGGGGCUCAGGGACUGUUCGCACCCAUCUGAGAAAACCCCUUCUCUCUUCCAUCCACUUUUACCUCCUAGGAAAGAAAAAGUCAGUGGCCCUUUCUUCCUCAGAUAUCAAGAACUCCCAAGUGUUUAAACCAUAUGCUGGAGUCAGUGGGUGGGACAGACAGGAGCCCAAGACUGAAGCCAGCCCUUGCCUCUUGUGCCCCUUCCCAACUCUGGUGCUGGAGUAAUGGGGGGCUCUGUGUUUUGAUGGGGAGCAAGGGGGGACCCCCUGUAGGAGGAUCGGCCUCUCCCCUGCCCCCUACCCUUUCCCGUGGACUGAAGGCUCCAGCAGAAGGGACUCAUCAUGAGACUGACCGACUCCCCCACCUCCACCCACACACUGAAUGUCAUCAGUCCUAAAGGCAGGGAAACGCUCACAGAAUUCUGCCCACGGGUUAGACGUGGGGAGAAGGAUAUUCCCAGCUCCAGAGUGAUUAGGUGAUCAGCCAGAAACUAAGGCAAGGUGACAAGCAGCAGCCUGGAGUCACAAUUGGUCCCAGGCAUGUGGGCACUAAACAGCCUCUGGAGACAUGCAGGCAGUUGAGGAUGCAAGGACAGAGUGAGUGAGCGGCGCUCCUUUUUGGGGUCCUCCAGCCUCUAGUCAAGCCCCAGGUUCAUAAAUAUGUAUUACAUUUUAAAACCUGUAUCAACAGUCACAUUUAAGCUCUCUAUUGGUUUAAAGAAAAUUCAUACUCCAGAUAACUUUUUCCCAUUCAACCUCCUGUAGAGACAAUAUGCAGUGUGUCAUUUCACAGUAUCAGUCCCUGUGAACAGUGGCUGACACCGGUGCUGGGGCUGACCUGCUACACUCGAACUCCUAAACUGGGCUGCCUCUACUGCCUCCUGAGAAGCCACCCGAGCCACUCGGUCUCUUUGUGCCUAAACAUCAAAGGUGAAAAUUGGAGAACAGGAAGGCUCGUAAGUUGGAGUCAUUGUACAGGCAGGGAUCUUUGAUCAUUUUGUUGCUUCUGGAAUUUAAUUUUUUUUUUUUUUGAGGCAGAGUCUCGAUCUGUCACCCAGGCUGGAGUGCAAUGGCGCGAUUUCAGCUCACUGCAACCUCCACCUCCUGGGUUCAAGCCAUUCUCCUGCCUCAGCCUCCCAAGUAGCUGGGACUACAGGUGUGUGCCACCGCAUCCAGCUAGUUUGUGUAUCUUUAGUAGAGAUGGGGUUUCACCAUGUUGUCCAGGCUGAUCUCGAACUCCUGACCUCAGGUGAUCCACCCACCUUGGCCUCCCAAAGUGCUGGGAUUACAGGCGUGAGCCACUGCACCCGACCUGGAAUUUUUUUAUAGAACUUAUCUUCAGAGCAAUGUAUGAAAGACAAGAGCAGUAUCGGCCGGGCGCGGUGGCUCACGCCUGUAAUCCCAGCAAUUUGGGAGGCCAAGGCAGGCGGAUCAUGAGGUCAGGAGAUUGAGACCAUCCUAACACAGUGAAACCAUGUCUCUACUAAAAAUACAAAAAAUUAGCCGGGUGUGGUGGCAGGCGCCUGUAGUCCCAGCUACUCAGGAGGCUGAGGCAGGAGAAUGGCAUGAAUCCGGGAGGUGGAGCUUGCAGUGAGCCGAGAUCACGCCACCGCACUACAGCCUGGGCGACAGAGUGAGACUCCACCUCAAAAAAAAAAAAAAAAAGACAAGAGCAGUAUCAUCUGCCUCUGUUUCUAAACUGGACAAAGAGAUUUUCUUAAAGUUUCUGUCUCCCUUCUGACAGGUUCCACAGUGUGGUCUGAAGCACCUGUAAUGUCAGAGCCCUUGUCUGGCCCUUGGUGGCAGGUGAACGAAGGCAGUGGAGCCUCUCACCUCCCAGUAGCCUCUCACAUUCUUAUUUUACCAUUUUUGUCCUAAUUAAGGUAGCCUGGCUGAUUCUAGAAGACUAACAGCCAUCCUCUGUGCACCCCCACCUUGUGUCCACAUCUUCUCCAGGCAGGUUUCAACCUAUCAGCAGACUCAGGCACACACUGGGGCAGAUAGAGAACCAGGCGGCAGCAGUGCCCACAGACCCACCCAGGAAGAGCUUUGAUGGGUUCUGCCCAGAUACUCCGCUUGCCCACCCACAAGGGAGCAAUAGCUUAUAUUGUACAUUAGUUUUACCAAGCACUUUCGCAAGUACUGUCUUCUAAUCCUCACAGCAAUUCUAUGAAAUUAGUUGGGGAGAUACUGUCCUUAUUUUUCACAGCUGAAGAAACUAAAGCUCUGGGAAGUUUGUGACUUCUCUGAGAUCACAGCUGGUGACAGGAGGAGCUGGGACACGCGCUUGGGUUGACUGGCUUCUGGUUUUGGUUCUCUGGCUUCUAGCUCUGGAAUAAGCCCUCUCUUUCCCUUCUCUUUCCUCAGUAGCAUCUGACUCUUUUCAUAAGCAAACAGCUGUAUAAACAAAGCCCCCAUUUUGGUCAAGCACAGGGUGAAUGUGACAUUGUUCCCACAACCUUAUUCUCCACUCGACAGCUGCCUGGCUCUGGGGAAGAGGCCGCCUUCAGGUGACAGUGCAGCUGUCCAGGUGGCCGUGCACUGAACCAGGCUGAGGGAGACAAAGACCCCGCAGACCCACCUGCCUUUCAGCGUCCAGUUAACUACAGAAGUUUAGGCUCACCUCAAAGAUGUCUAGUUUUUCCAAGUUACAAUACAGCAGUUUCCUACAGAACACCCCCCUCAAUUGCCAAGGGGCCACACUGCACGGCAUCAGGCCACCACUGCAGGCCAGCAGAUUCCACCCCAGGAACGGCCAUGAACUCAGCCUUUGUCUCAAGGAGGGGCGUAACAUUUCCUUACAGUCAAGCCCCAUCAAAUAGAAGUGCUUAUUACUUUUAGGAUUAAAAAAGUAAUAACAGACUUUGACUUAAUACUCAUGUCUUUUCAGAGGCAAAGUGGGUGGGUAGAAGGGAGCUUUAAAAAUAGAAGUACAAAACAACAUCCUGGAAACAUAUGACCCCAGAUGGAAUAAUGUCGCAUUCCCCAGUGCAGAUAAUGGGCUGCUGCUGGCUCUGUGGUGUCUGUCUGCUGAAGAUUUGCUCAGUCAAGGAAAUUCAAGUGGUGAGACCUUUCCACCAUGGGUGGUAAGAGAAACCUGCCUUCACCAAAAUCUCUGAAGGGGAAAGAAGUGGAGAGAAAGGUUUGCUUCACUUCGGGGCCUGCAGUUUCAGAAAUAAAAGGGAUACAGAGAUAUUUGCACUUUGUAGAAAGGGCAAGAUUAUUUGCUUAUACUGAAGGGAGGUGGGUGGUUUUGCUGGAUGUUUGGUCUGAAAGAGUUACUUUUGAUAAAGUUAAUCUAAUUGUAGUUAUAUUUUCUGUGUGCUUUAAUUACUAAGAAAAAAAUUGGUGAGUUCAGUAGCUUUGGUAUUAUGAGUGCAAAUCAUAAUAGCUCCAAUGUGAAAAAAAAUCAAAAGUAUAACUUGUCACUCAAUGUUAGAAAAUUGCCUAAAAUGCAGUGUAAUAAAUAAUCUUUGUACCAAAUGGUAAUUUAAAUGGGGUAAUUUUCUGCAAGGAAAAUGUACUGUUUUUAUGUUUCCAACCCUCUUGAAUUAAAAUAAAAACAACUUGUUUUCUAAGAGCCC
Symphalangus syndactylus (siamang) is the source of this 9643-nucleotide messenger RNA. It is a transcript of the gene SIK2, whose product is annotated as salt inducible kinase 2. The record is from RefSeq and is a predicted model, not a curated record. Gene Ontology annotation, molecular function: magnesium ion binding; tau-protein kinase activity; ATP binding. Gene Ontology annotation, biological process: intracellular signal transduction; microtubule cytoskeleton organization; protein phosphorylation. NCBI's taxonomy places the organism in Eukaryota, Metazoa, Chordata, Mammalia, Primates, Hylobatidae. Gene Ontology annotation, cellular component: cytoplasm.